Messenger RNA from Cannabis sativa, 814 nucleotides. RefSeq lists its product as uncharacterized. Gene Ontology annotation, molecular function: cysteine-type peptidase activity. NCBI's taxonomy places the organism in Eukaryota, Viridiplantae, Streptophyta, Magnoliopsida, Rosales, Cannabaceae. Gene Ontology annotation, biological process: proteolysis. The transcript has 5 exons. The record is from RefSeq and is a predicted model, not a curated record. Bases 25 to 600 code for a protein of 191 amino acids.
GUGGAAGAUGUGUGCGAGCUCCAUAUGAUUGGAAAUACUGUUAUGUCUCUUUGGUGCAGUUAUUUGCAAGAACACACACUUAAUCUUGGUGGGUUGAGGAAUACAUAUGCAUUUAAUAAUCCUGCUUCAGUAUCAACUGAAGCUGGUAAACUCAAACAACGUUCAGAGAAUCUAUGUCAGCGAAUGAUGGGUAUGCAACCUGAACAAUGGUUGAUAUGUCCGUGGAAUUCAGGUGAUCACUGGUUGACAAUUAUGAUUCAUGCCAAUACUCAAAGUGUUGCAUAUCUUGACUCGACGAAUGACUUUAUCCGAACUGAUAUUAUGAAAUGUAUCCAAAAUGCUGUGGACAUGUACAGGAUCGAAAAAAAUAUACGAAACAAGGGUCCAGUAAAAAUCAACCAAUACACGUGUCGACAGCAGCCGGAUGGAAUACAAUGUGGUUAUUAUGUUAUGAAGAUUAUUCAGAGUUUCAUGACGGUUGUUAAUCCUGCAAGUUUUUUGAAAAAUCAUUUCAAGUUAGACGCUCCCUAUAGUAACGAGGAGAUCAAUGCCGUACGGGAUGAGUUGGCCGAAUUUGUGAAGCCAUUGAUUAUAGAUUAAGUACUUAAGGUUACUACACUUUUGAUAUAAUACAUGAGUAACAAGUUUUAUGAUUAUUGUUAUCUUUUGCAUAUAUUAUUAGUUUAUAUUUAGUUUACGAUAUACAUAGAAUUUAAGUUUUAGAAUCGAUUUUAUUAACAAUUUUGGUAUUGUGUGAUUAGUUAAUAGAAUCGAUUACUAAUUUAAUAUAAGUUUCAAAAAUGUUAUUUUAAUU